ACCGCACACUGGUCAGGCAGUAACGACCAAAUCGCCGAUCAGGCGAAAACCACAAUCAUCUCAAAGAUCGAUCUCUCUCUCUCUCUCUCUCUCUCUGCGCGCUCGAGGAAGAAGCGCAGCGUCCUUAAUCUGGCGACUAGAUAUGGGCAUAUAUCUCAGCUCUCCAAAAACUGACAAGUUCUCAGAAGAUGGUGGGAACGAUAGGCUUUCUUAUGGGCUGUCCUCCAUGCAAGGGUGGCGUGCAACCAUGGAAGAUGCACAUGCAGCUUAUCCAGAUCUUGAUGAUUCCACGUCUUUCUUUGGAGUCUACGAUGGUCAUGGAGGCAAAGCAGUUGCUAAGUUUUGUGCGAAGUAUCUCCAUCAGCAGGUACUCAAGCAUGAAGCUUAUGCUGCUGGAGAUUUGAGCACUCCUGCACGGAGAGCUUUUCUCAGAAUGGAUGAGAUGAUGCGUGGGCAAAGAGGUUGGAGGGAAUUAGCAAUAUUAGGAGACAAGAUAGACAAGUUUUCUGGAAUGAUAGAAGGAUUUAUUUGGUCUCCCAGGAGUACUGACACCAAUGAGCAGACUGGUGAUUGGCGCUCCGAAGAGGGGCCUCACUCUGAUUUUCCUGGACCCACAUGUGGAAGCACUGCUUGUGUCGCGAUCAUCCGGGACAAACAAUUAAUUGUAGUAAAUGCUGGCGAUUCUCGUUGCGUGCUAUCUCGGAAGGGUCUGGCAUACAAUUUGUCUAAAGAUCAUAAGCCAGAUCUUGAGAUUGAGAGAGAGAGAAUUCUUCAAGCUGGGGGUUUCAUUCAAGUUGGACGGGUCAAUGGAAGUUUGAAUCUAACAAGAGCUAUUGGAGAUGUGGAAUUCAAGCAGAACAAAUCACUCCCAGCUGAAAAACAGAUUGUAACUGCAAAUCCCGACAUAACUACUAUUGAACUCUGUGAAGAUGAUGAGUUCCUUGUACUAGCAUGCGACGGAAUAUGGGAUUGCAUGUCAAGCCAGCAGCUGGUGGACUGUGUUAGGGAACAGUUGCACAUGGAAAGCAAACUUUCAGCCAUCUGUGAGAGAGUCUUUGAGAGAUGUUUGGCACCCUCUGCUGGUGGUGAAGGAUGUGACAACAUGACCAUGAUUCUGGUUCAGUUUAAGAAAUCCUCUACAUCCAGCAGUUCUGUGGCAGCGCAAUCUGCUGCGUCCAAUCAACUCUCCGAGCCCGUCAUAUGUUUGGAAGAGUCAGAAGUAGAAGUGUGAGCCCUUGAAUCCAUGGAAGGGCCAACUAUCCAGAAGGUCUAGGAGAACAUGGUUUUUAGAUCCGACACCUUUGGGUAGCAAUCUGUGGCACUUCUGUAAAUCAGUUUCUUCUUUUCUUGAGUAGGAGUUGAGCAUGUGUGAGAAGCCCUGCUGCGGAUGCAUCUCCUCCGGGCAUCCCUAUAAGAGUGGCUAAUUAGUCUGGAAAUUCAUUUGAGGGGGGUUUAAGUUUGUGAAUACGCUGCUCAAUCUCAAAGAAUCUACAAACAGAUAAUAUAAUCAUCGACAAAUUCACUGGAGCACGAUGCUCGGGGGAUGAGGCUCGCCUUGAAGAAACACUGUGGAUGUUAAUGGUUUUCUAUAUUUUCAUCAGCGUUGUACUU
This is a messenger RNA of Syzygium oleosum, 1611 nucleotides long. RefSeq names its product probable protein phosphatase 2C 21. Gene Ontology annotation, molecular function: protein serine/threonine phosphatase activity; cation binding. NCBI's taxonomy places the organism in Eukaryota, Viridiplantae, Streptophyta, Magnoliopsida, Myrtales, Myrtaceae. The transcript has 11 exons. Gene Ontology annotation, biological process: protein dephosphorylation. The record is from RefSeq and is a predicted model, not a curated record. The coding region runs from base 143 to 1231 and encodes 362 amino acids.